Molecule: messenger RNA, 4529 nt
Organism: Chironomus riparius
Lineage: Eukaryota; Metazoa; Arthropoda; Insecta; Diptera; Chironomidae
Source: the annotation of a GenBank genome assembly
GAUUUUUCUUUUGUGAUUCUACAUUUUGGACCUUUAUCUUUAAUUUAAAUCAAUAGAAUUGAGAUGAAAAAUCUAGCGCUGAAUGUUCAAGAAAGUGCCGAAUCUUCGUUUAAAAAUAUCAAAACUACUUCAAUGUUUUACGAUCAAGUAGUAAACCUGCCUCAAUGUAGUAUAACUCACGAUACGGCUAAUCAGCAAAUAUUUGAGGGAGAAUAUCGAGCACUUCAUUGCAUUUCGGUAUGAUAGCUAGAGGAAUUUUAGUUUUGACAUUUAUUGCCAUUGUGCAUGCCUCACCCAUUGAAAACAAGCAAUUACAACUUGAAGAAGAGAUAUCGUCGUUUGCUGUUGAAGAUCUUAAUUACCGAUUGAAUGAGGACGUUCUGCCGAUAAACUACAAGCUUACACUUGAGCCAUUUUUUGAAGAUGAAGGACAAAAUCGCGCUUUUACCUUUAAAGGUCAUGUAGACAUAACUCUUCAGGCACAAAAAGAAGUGACUGAGAUUGUGCUUCAUAUCAAUGACAUUGAUGUCCAUUCUUACCAAUUUAAUCCUUAUGAAAUGACACCAGUUAUCCAAUUCAAUAAGUCUGACUAUAAUGCACAGUAUGACAAGUGGACGAUCCCAAUUCCGGUAUUUGACAAGAAGUUAAAUGAAAACCAGACAGUCAUUCUGUCAAUUGACUAUACAGGAUAUAUGCGUGACGAUAUGCGAGGGUUUUAUAGGAGCUACUACAUGGAAAAUGGCAAGAAAGUUUGGAUGGGUACUACACAAUUCCAACCUGUUCAUGCUCGACGAGCUUUCCCUUGCUUUGAUGAACCUGGCUUCAAAUCAACAUUUGAUGUGGUUAUGAUUAGACCCAAAAGCCUUGCAUUGACGAUUGGAAACACCAGAAGUACAACAAGUACUGACGAAACAAAAUAUCCAGGAAAAUACAUCGACACUUUCGAAACAACUCCUAAAAUGUCAACGUACUUGCUUGCAUUUAUUAUCUCAAAUUACGUCGGUUCUCUGAAAAACACUGAAGAUUUUGGAGUUUAUGCACGACCAGAAGUCAAGCCACAUACUGAAUAUGCUGUUGAGUUUGGAAUUGAAAUGCUGGAUGAAUUUAAUAAAUACUUUGGUAUCAACUACAAUGAGUCGAUGAGUAAAAUGGAUAUGGCUGCUAUUCCUGACUUUUCUGCUGGUGCAAUGGAAAAUUGGGGAAUAUUGACAUACAGAGAGACAAACAUCCUCUAUGACAAUGAAACAACACCGGCAUUAAAUCAACAGAGAAUUGCAGCUGUUAUAGCACAUGAACAAUUGCAUCAAUGGUUCGGCGAUCUUGUAACGUGUAAAUGGUGGAGUGAGACUUGGAUGAAUGAAGGCUUUGCUAGAUACUUCCAAUUCAUGGGAACUGCGUUUAUUCUUAAAGAUUGGGACUUGGAGGAACAAUUUGUCGUUGAGAAUUUACAGCAAUCAAUGCAACUCGAUUCAACGGACUCAACUCAUCCAAUGACAAAUGUUGUUAAUACCAAAUCGGAAGCUUCUGGAAUUUUUGAUAACAUCUCGUACAAUAAGGCUGCAUCUAUUCUACGUAUGCUCUCGUAUUAUGUUGGAAAAGACGAUUUUCAAAAGAUCCUUCAACGUCAUUUAAGUGAUAACAAAUACAAGGCGGUAGUUCCUGAUGAUUUCUUCAAAGCAAUAGAAAAUGUGAAAGAUGCAUCAAUAGCUGACUUCUUUAAAUCAUGGACAAUUCAGUCAGGAUUUCCAAUCGUUAAUGCCUCACUUAACGGAACAACCUUGAAAUUAACACAGCAAAGAUUCAUGAGAAGUGGAAUUGAGAACAAUAAGACUGAAAAGUACAACCUCCCGAUCUCAAUAGCUUUGGAUAAUGAAGGUUUUGAUGAUCCGACUUAUAAAUUUGUUAUUCAAGGAAAUGAUUCAUACGAAUAUAACUUAUCAUCUGCACCCAAAUCAUACUACAUGCUUAAUGUUCAACAGACUGCAUUCUAUCGUGUCAAUUAUGUUGAUGAUAAUUGGAAUAAGAUUAAGGAAGUACUCAUGGGAGAUGAUAUGAAGAAGAUUCAUGUAUUGAAUCGUGCACAAGUCGUUGAUGAUUUAUUUAAUUUUGCGAGAGGAGGUGUAGUCAGCUAUUCGAGUGCUGUCGACAUCGUACGAUAUUUAAAGAAUGAAACACAUUACAUUCCUUGGUUAUCAGCUAUUAAUCAUGGUCUUACAUUCUUAUCGCAACGUGUUAAGUCUGAAGAUGCUGAAAUCUUUGCUUGGUUCAUUAACGAUUUAAUGGAAAAUAUUUAUAAGCAUCUUACCUUUGUCUAUAAGGCUGAUGAUCGUCGAACUGAUAUUUAUAAUCGUGUUAAUAUUUUAGCAUGGCUAUGCAAAUAUGGACAUAAAGAUUGCAUUUCUGAGGCGAAGAAAGCAUACGAAGAUUACAGCAUAACAUACAAGAAAGUGCCAAAAGAUCAUCGUGGUGUUGUUUAUUGCAAUGCAAUUAGAUAUGGAAGUGAUGAAGAGUUCAAUUUCUUGUUUGAAAAGCUUCUUCUUGAGAAUGUUGCUGCUGAGCAGCUUAAUAUAAUGAAUGGCUUGGCAUGCUCUAAGAACGAGACUAAUAUUAAGAGAUUACUGGGCAGAUUAAUCAGAACCACAGAUAUUCGUAUUCAAGAUAGAGCAACAGUAAUAAACGGAGUAUUAAAUGGAAACCCAGAAGGUAUUGAUUACAUGUUCAACUUUAUUACCAACAAUUACAAUGACUGGAGAACUGCCAUUGGUGAUCUGAGUGCUUUAACGUCAACAGUAGGAAGAUUUACAUCAGAAGAGCAAUUGAAGAAAUUCGAAAGUUUCUUAGAAACAGAGAAAGAAGGUUUAGGCAGUUUGCAUGCAUCAUUAAGCAACGCUGUAAAUACAGCAAAAUUAAAUUUCGAAUGGGAUGAUAAAUAUAUGAAGGAGUUCAUUAAUCAUCUUCAUGAAAUAAGCUCUGCUUCAAUUAAGGUCAUUUCGAUGAUUGUUAGUGCAUUCACUCUCUUUACUCUUUAUUUAUUUAAUUAAGUUAAGACGAAUGAUGAUUAUCAUUUGAUUUUUUUUUUGUUCUCUUUAUUUUCAUUUCUUUUGUUCAAUUCAAUUGCAAUAAAUUACUUAACAUAUGUUGCUUGUAACAUAUUUACAUAAAAUGCCAUAAUAAGAGUUCUAUUUAUUAAGGACGUCUGUCGGCUAUGAGAGAUUUAAAGUUUUUGUUACAAAAUAACGGAUUUUGAGACUUUUUUAACGGAUUUCAAAAAUUUGAAUCCUAACGACUUUCAAAAUUUUAAAUUUUAUGUUAACAUUUGUAACGGUUUUUAAUUAUAAUUUUAUUGCAAAUUUCAUCUUAUUUUUAAACAGACGUCACUUAUAAACCAACUCAAAAUAAUUAUAUUCCAAUAUUGUAUAAAAAUAAAACUUUCUUUUUUUUUCUAUGUUUUUUGUGAAACUUUAUAGAAAUAAAAUUCAAAUCAAAUUGAAAACAAAUUUAUAUCAAUUUAUGUUUUGCUUCAAUAAGGAAUUUGGUAUCAGUAUAUAUAUGUUUUUUUAAGUUUUAAGGCACUUAUCCUUAUGUCCUAAAUAGAUCCUUAAAGGAUUAUUUCUGUUUUUUUUUUCUUUCUUUUAGUAAAGAUCAUUAAUCACUGAUACACAUUCAGAUAUAAAAUGUAAAUGUUAGAAACGAAAUUUGUUAUUUACAUUGAAUUCAGUUCCAUUCGACACAAUACUUUGAUAAAAUUAUCAACAAAUUUUAAGAUUAUAACUUUUAACGGUUUUGAAAAAUUUUGAAUUUUUUUGAGCAUUUUACUUUUUUUGAAUAUUUUUUGACAGUUAAGGUGAAAAGUCACCAAUAUGUUAAUCUUUUUGGCUAGUUUCUGUAAGUUUAAUUAAAACAAAUUUAAUUCAAAACUAAUUGCUCCCAAAAACCACUAAGUUUACGACACAGAAUAUGUUAAAAAGCACAUUAAAUGCCCGAUGAUGUCUACACAAACCUAAACAUAUAAGCUCUCAAUGGAACUGAAUUCAAUAGUAAAAUUCAUUGACAUAAAUUUUUCCACCACAACUAUUUAGAAUUUACUUUUUUUUUGUUAAUUUUCAAACAUUUCACAUGAAAAAUAUUCCAUACUUUGUGCUACAUAGUCACAUUUGAGUGGUUCUAUAUCAUAUAUCAUCAGUUCCAUUCACUUUCACUCUCAUCAUUAAUUGAAUUUACUCAUAAAAGUUAUGUUUGAAGGACAAAUAAACUAAAUUAAAUAAUCUAUACGCUGCAAUUGAAUAGUAUUAUAAGUAAAACUAAAUCAAAAAUUACUGUACAUAAGUCUAUUUAAUAAUUAAAGACUGAUCUAUCCAUUUUAUCUAGAUUAUGUUUGGUAAACAUUCAUUUAAAAUCAAUUUCUUAAAAAAAAUGAGUGAAAUAAACUGAUUGAUGCCAAAUUUUCUUGAGAUUUUAACGGAUUUUAAAGAUUUGAAUUUAAAACUGUGCAAAUUUAAAUUAAAAACCAUACAAACGAAUUUGUAUGG